Messenger RNA from Girardinichthys multiradiatus, 5952 nucleotides. Its product is annotated as glutamic acid-rich protein-like. The record is from RefSeq and is a predicted model, not a curated record. Lineage: Eukaryota; Metazoa; Chordata; Actinopteri; Cyprinodontiformes; Goodeidae. Bases 186 to 3620 code for a protein of 1144 amino acids. The transcript is spliced from 6 exons.
AGCAGUUAUUCAGGACAGACUCCAAGUAAGUCGGUCAAACGUAGAAGUGAAAAACCUCGUGAAGACAGAGUACAGUCAGAUACACGGAGAUACAUUCAGGUCUCUGCAGCUUAAGCACCGUAAUAUUUAAAGAGGAAUGUAAAAACAAGACGGACUGAAAGAGAAGGACAAAGACAAGAAACACGAUGUUGUCCAAAAAGGAAGAGAAGAAAUCCUUCAGCAACGGACCUUUGAGAGACCAGUGGGAGAAGAGAGCCCAGAGCAUGGCAGACCAGUGCAAACAGGAGGCUGAAUGGAAGCAGAAAAGCUCCCUGAAAGUUCUUUUCUCCAAGUGGACUUAUCACUGGUCUAAUGGAGACCAGAUGAAGGAUGAGAUUUCUGACUUCAGGAGGGUUACAAGCCAAACAGAUGAAGAAGAUAAAAAGCCUAAAAUCAAAUUCAAAAUUGUUCCUCCACCUCCAAAACUCAAGGCUGAGCCUUCUCCUCUCCCGCCACCACCCCCCAGGAGGUCUUCCUCCACCAAACCUCACAGGCAAAAACGCAAAGUGGAAGUAGAUGUGUUUCAGUUGUGCUGGAGGGAGUCCUGGAUGAGCCUGAAGCCUCCAAAGUACCUUUACCUAAAGGCCAAAGAGGCUAAAGAAAGGAGGACAUGGCUGAUGACCAUAGAGUGUCCCAAAAGCAGGAAAUAUACAGCAAAGAUGUGCGGAUGGGACACUGAAUGGAAGGGCCUGAUUAAUAAAUGGAGUCAUUCCUGGACGCAGGUGAAAAGUCCUGCUCAGUCAGAGCACUCAGAGGAUAGGGACUUUCAGUGGGACGCUCUGUUUGAAAAAGAGUUGGUUAGUAAGGUGGAAGUCGGAGAAUAUUCUCUUCCUGUCUGGGCUGGAACUUGGAAAAUCAUGAACUUUCCCUUCAGGCAGCAGAAGAAGAACUGGGACUGUGGUUGGGAAAACUACCAACAGGAUUCGAGCGACAAAUUGGAUAAAUUUGACCUUAUACAACUACAGAUGGAUCAGGACGAGCCUGAAGGCUGGGUGGAUUCAUGGAAACUAUCCAGAGCACAGUUUGCUUUAGAAGAUAUAACAGACGAGAUUUCAAGUUCUUCCAUUUCUGACGCCACAUUCAGAAUAAGCAUAAACGACUGGUUGAUGCCAGGAUGGAGCAAAUCCUAUCUGCUCGCUGCAGCUCCUCCUGAGGAAUACGAAGAACGCCAGAAAAGCUGGAGCUCCUGUUGGGGAUACCAGCAGCAGAUCAGAUGGAGUGAAGCUUCCAUCUUCUCCCAUCACCAACACAGCAACCAGCUGACCAGGAGACGGAAAACCAUAAACCUCAUCCACACAUCCGGCCUGGAAGAGGAAACCACUGAUUGCAGCGAGUGGACGGAGGCCUGGAAGGCUCUAAAAAGACAGACUAAACUGGAUGUCGAUGAUGAGCUAGAGGCAGAUGAAACAAUGGAUGAAACAGAGGAUGAGGAGGGGGAUGAAGCCGUGGACAAUCAGGAUGAAGAAGAGGAUGAAGGAAUGGUGGAGGAGGAGGAGGAGGAAGAAGAGGAAGAGGAGGAGGAGGAGGAGGAGGAGGAAGAGGAAGAGGAGGAGGAGGAGGAGGAGGAGGAGGAGGAGCAGGAGGAGGAGGAAGAGGAGGAGGAGGAAGUUUUCAGUCAGAAUAAAGAGGACAAGGAGGAAAGGAGCAUAAAAAUAUACCAAGACUUUAACAAAAUAAUGGAGCAGGAAAAAGAGGAUGAUGAGGAUGAAGGGGUGGAUGAGGAAGAGGAAGAAAACCAUAAUCAGAAAGCAAAAGACAAAAAGGAAACAGACAGAGGAGAAGUGGAGGAAGAGGAGAGCGAAGAAAAUGAUGGGAAGGAGACACAUGAAGGUGUCCGAGGAAUGAAGGAGAGGGAUGAGCAAGUAGCUGAAGAGGAGGAAGAUGAAGAUGAAGAAAAAUGUGACAAUGUGGAAGAUGAAGAGGAGGAGCUGGAAUACAAAUCCACCGAGAAGACGGCAGAUGAAAAGGUCAACGAGAUGGAUGAGGAGGAAAUUUAUGAGGAAGAGGAGGAAAAUGCCAAAACAAGAGAAACAGACAGUCCAGAUCAUGUACCUGACCAGGUGAAAGAGGAUGCUGAAGAGGAGGAGGAGGAAGAGGAGGAGGAAAAGGGAUACAAUCAAGCUGACAAUGAGGAAGAAAGACAGGAAAAUGACACAGCAUUAAAUGACAAGAUGGUGGAAAGGAAUACCACAAAAGGAGGAAAAGAAAAGGAAGACCAAACCGAUGAUGAAGAAGUUGAGGAGUUUCAGGAUUUUGAUGACGAGAGCGGUGAAAUUAAAGGAGAUGAAGAGAAGCAGAUAAAUCAGUCAGACAAAGAGGAAAAACAUGAGGAUGAGGAAGGAGAGGAAACGGAUGAGUAUGAAGAUGCAGAUGUGAAGGGUGAAGGACGAGAGAAGGUAAAAGCAAAAGAACAGAAUGAAGACUUAAACCUGGAAGAGGAUGAGGAAGAGGGGGAGGCAGAAGAGGAUGACAAAAAAAUACAAAAAGAGGAAGAAGAGGAGGUUAAAGAUGGAAAAAAGAAUAAGACAGAUGGCAAAAAGGAAGACGCGGAUGAUAACAGCCCGGAUUUAGAAGAUGAAGAACAGGAGAAACAGGAAGAUGAUGAAAAAGAAGAGCAGGAAGGAGAGGAAGAGGAGGAGGAUAAAGACGGAAAACAAAAGAACGACAAACACAGCGAAGAGGAGGAUAAGGAAGUUUACAGUCCAGAUCUAGAAAACGAUGAAGAACUAGAGAAUGAGGAAAACGAUGAAGAAGAGCAGGAACUUAAUGGGGAAGUGAAGCCUGCUGAAAAUGACGAUGAAGAGGAGGAGGAUGAGACAAAGGAAAACAAAGAUCAGAAGGAUGAAGAUGCAAACAUUCACAGUAAGAAGAUGGAAACCAAACACUGGCCCAGCAGCUCAGAAGAUGAGGAUGACAAAGAGGAGGAGGAAGAAGGAGAAGAAAUAGAUGAACAUGAAAGCUAUGAAGAAGAGGAGGGUGAAGAAGUAGACGAGGAGAAUGACAACGAAGAUGGUGAAGAGGAGGACAGUAGUGUGGAGGUGAAAGAAAUCAAUGAAGACAAAGAUGAAGCUAAUGAGGUAGAUGGGGAUACUGAUGAAGAGAAUGGAAAAGCUGAGAAACAAACUGAGGAAGAGGAGAUUUAUGGAGAUGAAGUUGAAGAGAAUGAGAGAGAAGACCAAAACCAGAUGAAGAAGAAGCGGAAACAAGUAAAAAACAAACCCGACGCUCCGCUUCACCUGCAGUUCCACAAACUGAACGCAUCCUUUCCCUCCUGGAAGUGGUCAUGGAUGGUCGCAGUUGCUUACAGAGGAGGAGCCGAAGGAGCUGAGGAGGCAGACGAGGAGGAAGAGGAGGGAGCGGAGUGGCAGGCUUGGAAGGAAUCCUGGAGAAUCUGUCGCUGGAGGAAGCUGGAUGAGGACGAGGUGAUGUGUUUCUCCUCGGAGCACCGAAGCCGUCAGGACGUGGGACUGAUGCAGGAAGCUGACAGAAUGCCGAACAGGGAAUGGGCCCUGAGCUGGAAAAUGAACACAGUUAAAGGGGAAGAUGAAGAGGAUGAAGAAGAUGAAGAGGAGGAAAGCUGAAACUUUAUCAAAUAUUAUUAACUGAGACAUUUUCAUGAAUGUUGAGGAAGCUGAGGGAGCAUCAGCAGCAUUCAAAUCCUUUAGGUCUGUUUUUUUUUACCAUAUGUGAAUGUAAAAUCACAUAAUAGAACCAGAACUUUCCCAGAACUUACAAGAUACUUUCCAAGAACCUACAGGGUACCUCUUUAAAAUGUAGAGGGUGGCUACUUUUCCAAAACUUACAGGGUACUGAUCCAACUAGCUGUAGGGUAUUUUUCUAAGGCUUACAAGAAUAUUUCCCAAUAGCUCAUGGGGUACUUUCCCUGAAUUUACAGACUACAUUCUCAGACCUUACAGGGUACGGUUCCGGUUCCUAAAGGGUACUUUUCUUCAACUUACAAAGCGCUUUUUAAGAAUUUACUAGAUACUUUCCCAAACCUCACAGGAUGCUGUUCUAACUACCGGCAGGGUGUUUUUUUUCGAGCUUACAUAAUUAUUUUAUAAAAACAUACUUUUCUUGGACUUUUUAGGCUACUUUCAUCAAAUUAAAGGUUGGGGGGUACUAUUCCAAAUCCUAUAGGAUAACUUUCUUAAACUUAAAAGAUACUUUCUAAGAGUUUACCAGGUACUUUUCAAAACCUUACAGGGUAUUGUCCUAGGUAACUGUCACAGUACUUUCUGGAACUCACAGGGUACUUACAGAGGAAUGGAGAUGGAGACAGGGGGUGAAUAUCCUGUAAGUUCUGGAAAAGUAACCAUCCUUUCAUCCUUUCUCUAUACCCGCUUCUUCUGUACAGAGUCAUGAGGAAGCUGUACAGCAGUCCAUGGGCGAGAGGUGGGGGUACACCCUGGACAGGCUGGAAAAGUAACCAAUUUCAGAAAAAAAAACCUAAUAAACAAACAAAAACCAAUGGUCCCCUGUAAAUUGCCGGAUGUUACCAUGUAUGAUUCAAUAAAACAACCUGUAAUUCCAGGAAAGUAGUCUGUGAGUUCUUGGAAGAUAAACUUUAAAUGCAAGGAAGAGUUUCUGUGAGUUUCAGGACAGUAACCUCAACAUUUCAGGAAAUUAUGCUGUCAAUUCUGGUAUGGUAACCUGACAAACAUUUCCUCAGUUGCAAUAAAGUAACCUGUAACUUCCAGGAAAGUAAUCUGUAAGUACCGGGAAAGUACAUCUCAGGAAAGUGCACUGAGAGAUCUUGGAAAGUACCCUGUAACUUCUGGGAAGACUUCCUGUGAGUUCCAUGAAAUGAACCCUUACGUUUCAGGUUAACUGCAGUUUUUUCAGAAAAAUUACCCUGAGAUCUGAGAAAAUAAUCUAUAUGUUAGGGGAAAGUAACCCGCAAGUUCCUAUAACUUCCAGGCAAAAAUAUUCCUUACGUUUGGAGAACGUUACCUAUAAGUUCCAAGAAAGUUUCUUGUGAGUUCCAGAAAGGAAACUUUUGAAUUUCAGGAAAUAAUCCUGUGAGUCCUGUGAAAGUAACCUGUACUCUUUGGUACUGUGACCUGUAAAUUCCUAGAAACUAUAGGCAAAUUAUUGUCUGUUUAUAGUUUUACAAAAAUGUACAUUUUACAUCCAAACAUUUAAUAAAUUUUAGAUAAUAAAACAUAUCUUGUCUCAUUUUACUCAUCCUAAUGUAAUGUUCUAAAAGAAAGAAAUACAAAACACCAAAAAUAAAUUCCUUCUGGUGGCUGUUCUCGAUAUGUCAGUUCCUUUCAAAUUCAAUGAUUUCCUUCCUCAUCAUCUGUUUGCAUGUUGACCAAAGUACAUCCAAACUGCUCCCUUCCUUCAGGGUGAGUAGCUGUUUUCUGGAGGUCAGUGUAUUUGGUAAAUCAUUGCAUCUGGAUGCUGAAUAACUGGGUAUAUACUGGUUCUUGUAAACUGCCUUCAGAUCACAUUUGUUGGCCCUAUAAAAAUAAACAGAUUAAAAGACUGACAGGAAAUAGCAAAAGAGAAUGAGGGAAGAGUUAAACCUCUGUAGAAUAUCUCCCUCUGGUGGUGAGACUGUGUUAUUGCGUCCCAUUGUAUUUUACAACAGCUUUCCAAGUUUCUGUCUUUAGGCUUCCAGAUUGAUUCUGCUUCCAACCUUACUGCCUAUAAACAAACUUUUUCAAACCCCUGUUGUUAAAACUUUGUGCAAGCUUUAUGUUUUACUCUCAAAUAUAAUUUAAUUCAAUGGUGUAUUAUCAUCCAAAACCUUUUAUUACAAUUGAUUCCUCUUUUCUGUUGAUUCAAUUAUCACCUCUGCUCAAACUAAAACAUCUCUAAGUGAACUCUUGCUGGUAGACAAAACGUAUUCAUAUGAUAUAAUCAUGUCUCCCUAUUCUAAAAUAAAAUAAAAAUACUUUAAAUCAA